CAUUUUCUUUCACAUCUUUCCUUUUCUCCCUCCAGACACCUUGCCUUUGGAGUCUAGAGACUCAGAUUUGUUGUAUGGCUGUGGAAAAACAAGUCAUUUUAAUUACAGUAAGCUUUCACAUCUGAAAAAUGGAAAUAAUACUAGCUACAGGAUUCCUUUGUGGAGACGAGACAACAAAGUGCAAAAACUGGGAAAUCGCACAGCUCCUUGUAAAAGUUUGUCACUAGGAUCUCUCAAUUCUAUUUCCUUUCGUUUUUCAUCUCCUGUUCUUCCCUGGCCAAUUAUGGGACUAAGAAAUUCUUCAAAUUGAGGCCGGGUGCCGUGGAGCUCGCCUCUAAUCCCAGCGGCGAGGCAAGAGGAUCACAAGUUCAAAGCCGGCUUCAGCAACUUGGGGAGGCACUACGCAACUUGCACUUGCAAUGUGCAAUUGUCUCAAAAUAAAAAAAAAAGUUCUGGGAAUGUGGCUCAUUGGUUAAGCGACCCUGGGUUCAAUCCCUGGAACAAAACAAAGAAAUCUUCAGGUUGAGUGUUAGGAUAUCCUUCCAAUCGGAGUGAAGACUCGAAGGCCCCGCCUUCCCUGCCUAAAAGGACCAAUGAGGUCGUGCGGAGAGUGGCGCGGUCUCUCGUUUGGGGGUCGCCUCUAAUGGAACCUGCACUUUUCUUCCUGCUUCCGCCCAGCCACUUUUCGCCUGGUACCCCAAACUUGGAUGAAGAGUUCUUCCUCUUCCUCGUCCCAUUCGCCUAAAUCCUGGAAUCCAAAGGGUUGAGCAGUGGGGACCGGAAGUGUGCGCAGCAGCAGCGGGUCCCCAGCAAAUCGCCGGAAGUAGCAACUGCUAGAGGAGGAGUCCGCCGGCUUCGUUAUGGCGGCCAUUCCCCCAGACUCCUGGCAGCCGCCCAACGUUUACUUGGAGACCAGGCCAGGCUUCACGUCAAAGAGCGGGAAGCGGCGGCGGAGAAGACCCCUGAGGGCGGACGGGGGACCGCCACGCCUGCGCCCAGCGCUGCACGGGCUCACGCUGUGGUUGGCUCGUCGAGGUUACUACAAUGGCACCAAAUUCCACAGAAUCAUCAAAGAUUUCAUGAUCCAGGGCGGUGACCCAACAGGGACAGGUCGAGGUGGUGCAUCUAUCUAUGGCAAACAGUUUGAAGAUGAACUUCAUCCAGACUUGAAGUUCACUGGGGCUGGAAUUCUUGCAAUGGCCAAUGCAGGGCCAGACACCAAUGGCAGCCAGUUCUUUGUGACUCUUGCCCCCACCCAGUGGCUUGAUGGCAAACACACCAUUUUUGGCCGAGUGUGCCAGGGCAUAGGAAUGGUAAAUCGAGUGGGAAUGGUGGAAACAAACUCCCAGGACCGCCCUGUGGACGACGUGAAGAUCAUCAAGGCAUACCCUUCUGGGUAGACUCGCUGCCUCGCAGGCAAAGCCAAGUCUUCUGCUGUGGCCCCAUCAAACCAGCUUCCAGGUGACAUGUAACUCAGCUUAAUUUUGGCCUUGAAUAUAUUGGCUCUAAGGAAGCCUGGGGCCUUGGGUGAGUUAGGAUCGAAGUGUACUUUAAUAGAAUGCUUCUCUUUCUUCACCUAGUGCCUGGACUGACGGGGCAUUCGGAGAAAUGCCUCCAUAUGUUUAUUUACAGGUUUCUGCCCCCUGUGGAUGACCCAUACUUCUCCUUGCUGUGCAUGUCUGCUCUGAUACACUUGGAACAAAAUGAAGCAGGCUGUGUCAUCUCACAGAGCCUAAACAAACUUGUUCUUGAAGAGAUUUAUAUUCUAGCCUACACUGCAGUCUCUGGUAGCUGACAGCCACAGAAUUCAAACCGAGUAGUGUCUGUCAGCCCUGUUAACCCUGCACACCCCAUCUUCAUCUCCUGCAUUUGUUCUUCCAGGGAACGUAUGCGUCUCUCUGUUUUCCCUCUCAGAACCAGAACAUCAACACUGCUGUUUCUUAUGCUUAAACAUCCCACACAAAGCCACAUUGAAUUUUUGCCAAAUGAAAAAUGCAUCCAACAAUCAAGUUUCUAAGAAGGUGCCAAGUGAGGAAUGAUAAUGUUUAAUAAUUGAGAAAGGAAUUUAUUAGAAGGAAGCUGAGGCAUUGACCAUUUUUUCCCCAGAAGGAGAAGAAGUCUGUAGUGAGCACAGGACGGACCGCAUUUUCCUCAGAGCAGCACCCUCCAGGAAAAGCACCGCUUAUGUUUUUAACCUAAGACUUUAGAGAAAUCGGAUGAGAUUUUUGUACUUUUUUUUUUUUUUUUAAUCUUUUAUGAGUUUUGGGGUAGGAGUAGGGAUGAGAGGAAGUAAAUACCUAUGUAAUACAUAGAAAUUUCCAAAUAAAAUGC
Molecule: messenger RNA, 2331 nt
Organism: Urocitellus parryii (Arctic ground squirrel)
Lineage: Eukaryota; Metazoa; Chordata; Mammalia; Rodentia; Sciuridae
Source: RefSeq, a predicted model, not a curated record